Messenger RNA from Rhipicephalus microplus (southern cattle tick), 1092 nucleotides. RefSeq lists its product as uncharacterized. Gene Ontology annotation, molecular function: amine binding. Gene Ontology annotation, biological process: symbiont-mediated perturbation of host defenses. Lineage: Eukaryota; Metazoa; Arthropoda; Arachnida; Ixodida; Ixodidae. The record is from RefSeq and is a predicted model, not a curated record.
CUAUGUAUGAUCGUUCGAUAAUUUGUUUCACCGGCUCUGGCGCAUUCAAGCCUCGCUCUAUUCACCCUCGGUGCUUUGCAAGAUGCACGUGGCUGAAAAGUCUGUAGGGGUCUGCAUAUGCCUGAUGAUCGGAUUGAGUCCGUUGACCUUCGCGAAUGGUCUAUUUUAUCCGGAGUUAAGGAGUGACUUACAAGAAUACCAAGAUGCGAGCAAGUGCUACCCGAACGUUGGAGAAUGGUACCUUAUGUACAGGAACUACGAAGUCGAUGCCAUCAUUGGUGGAACAGCCAAAUGCGUCAAGUACAGCAUACACGGAUCGUACGAAAACUUCAGCACCUCUGCCAUGUUUACUUUUGGCAGAGAUGGAUAUACGAAGGGAAAACUUAGCCUGAGCUCAACGGACUGCUACAUCGGCAAAAACGUGAAGACAUUUGUUCCGCAGAACAACAAUUAUCCGCAAGAGUGGACUCAAAUCAUUUACAUGAACUGUGAGACUUGUUUCGUUGCUCGCCACCCGUACGCCAAAAAUGGUCUGGGCUGUUCGCUUUGGCGUCGCUCGAACAACCUCUACGAGUCGGCGUAUUGCUGCGAGUUCAUAUUCGACCAGAACUGUGGUGCUUCGAGAAAGUACUACAUGUACAAUCCCACAUGCACGUGGACGACAACCACAGAAACACCGUGACGCUUUUAGGGCUUCUAUCUGGACCUGAAGUCGCUAUGGACGAGCCGGGUGGCCGCAUUGCGUACAGUCGGCGCCAGAAGUUUAGAAACUACCUGGUCUGAGAAUACAUUAUGAAUUCAUCCGUUACUAGUGACUUUUCAGUGCAAUUGCACUCUUCAUGCUUGCCGGUUUCGGAACAGGUCGAUAUAUAAAUUCAAAGUUACCUGCCAAAGCAACCGUUCAGCCUAUUCUUGCACCUCGUGGUCUGUAAACUUUUGGGGCUAGGUGUACAUUUCAUUCAGAAAAGAACGGGCAGUUUGAAGAUGUUACAGCUGCCUUUGUUAUGAAAAUAUUGUCAUGAGUAUAUUAAAAUUACCUAUAGUAUUACCUAAGCACACGAAUAAAUGGAAGUUAUUUUCGAACUGCGAAAA